Medicago truncatula (barrel medic) is the source of this 2257-nucleotide messenger RNA. RefSeq names its product pentatricopeptide repeat-containing protein At3g14580, mitochondrial. Bases 57 to 1238 code for a protein of 393 amino acids. The transcript has 2 exons. The record is from RefSeq and is a predicted model, not a curated record. Lineage: Eukaryota; Viridiplantae; Streptophyta; Magnoliopsida; Fabales; Fabaceae. Gene Ontology annotation, molecular function: protein binding.
GACAGAAAUUAUGGUUCACUGUUUCUGCAUUCUUCAGCAUCCUCCAAAAUUCAACCAUGUUUUCCCGAACCCGUUCUCUCCUUCCUUCUCUAACCUCCCACAAAACCCAAAACCCAUCACUCUUCUCUUCUUCACAACAAAACACAAACAACAACAAAGAUAACCUCAUUCUCCAACGUUUCCACCACAAAGACUGGUUAACCUCAAAAGAAGCAACAACCUUAACAAACUCUCUAACAAACCCAUCUCUCUCCUUAACAAUCUUCCAUCUCUACUCUUCUCGCAAAGACUACAACCCAACUCAACCUUUCUGUAUCUCCCUCAUCACCAAAUUCACUCAAUCCCACAAUUUCACCUACAUUGACACCCUUCUUAAAACCCUCCCUAAACCCUACUCUUUCACUCAAGACUUUUUCUUCAACCUCAUCAAAAUCUAUGCUCAUAAAGCACAACGUAUUGAUAAAGCUAUUCAAUUGUUAAAUGAAAUGCCCAACUACGGUACAUGGCCUAGUAUAAAGACUUUUAACUUUGUACUUAAUGUACUUGUUAAUAGUAAGUUAUAUGACGUUGUUUUUGAUCUUUAUGCUUCUGCGUUGAAGCUAGGGGUUGAAAUAGAUGCGUGUUGUCUUAAUAUUAUGAUUAAAGGGCUGUGUAAAAAAGGGGAGAUGGAAAGUGCGUUUAAGGUGUUUGAUGAAUUUCCUAAGAUGGGUUUGAAGAGGAAUGAGCGGACUUUUGCUACAAUUAUGAAUGGGUUGUGUGAGAAAGGGAUGGUGGAUGAAGGUUUUGGAUUGUUGGAGAGGAUGAAAGAGGAAGGGAUUGUUGUUGAUGUUGUUGUUUAUAAUGUUUUGAUACAUGGGUUGGUGAAAAAUGGGAGAGUUGAUGAAGGGGUUACGGUUUUGGAAGAUGUGAUGAUGAGGAAUGGGUGUUAUCCUAAUGAGAGUUCUUAUCAGCAUGUGUUGUAUGGUUUGAUUGAUUUGAAGAGAUUUGAGGAGGCUAAAGGGGUUGUUGAGAAGAUGGUUUUGAAGGGUUUUGUGGUGAGUUAUGAUUCUUUUAAGGGUUUGGUUUUGGGGUUUUGUAGAGAAGGGUUGAUUGAGGAAGUUGAUUGGGGUGUUAGGAGUAUGGUUAGGAUGGGUUUUGUUCCUAGGAUGGGGAUGUGGAGACCAAUUGUUAGAUGUAUUGUUGUUUCUAGAGAUGUUAGUGUUUCUUUUGAUAAGAUUUUGGAUUCUGUUAACAAUUGAAUAAGAGAAUGUUUGUGGUGAUUUUUUUAAUGUGCAUUUUAUAACCAAUAACUUGUUAAAAGAGAAUGUUGAAUGUUUUUUGGUGGUGAGGAGGUAAUCGCAUACGAUACAGAGCAUACGGUUCAGCCCAACAACAAGAGUACUCGCAUUGCAGGAUCGUUUGAAAUGCAAUGUCGACGCCGGGUUCCAUCAUCUGUCAAAUAGAGCUAGCUACAUGUGCUGUCUCAGAAAUGCAGAGGAAGAAUUUCUUUCAUCCUUGUCCAGUUGGACAUGUUCAAUGCUAGAAGUAUAUGAAGGUGAAGCAACUAGCUUGUGGGAAUGCUAUGAUGCUCUAGAAAUGAGAAACCUUCUCCAAGAAUUUGUUAAGCGUCAAGGACGGAGGCCUCCUACAAUACUUGGUUUAAGAGAACAUAUUUUCACAGGAAGUGUCUCUUCUCUGGCAUGGAACCAGCUUUGUCACAAUUGGUGAAAGGCUUCUGGCUAAUCCUCUCAGGUAAUAACUGCAAAAUGACACUAAAAAAGUAAGCAACAACAAGAAGUAAAUGUUCAUUAUGUUGCUCAAGGGUUUUAGAAGACCUACCAUAAUUUUGAAGUGUGUUGUUGCUGUUAGUGAUGUUUGUGUUUCUCUUGAUACGAUUUUGGAUAGUCAUGAUGAUUGAAAAAUAUGAUGUUGGUGGUUUCUUUUUAAGAUAUUGAUACAAAUUGAUAUUGAUACAAAUUAUAGUAAUUGACAUUUCCAUUUCUUUAAAGAAUUGAAGAGGAUCACUACUUCCGUUCAACCGUCUCAUGGAAAUGUUGGCAUUCUUACAAGAAUAAAUCAACGGUUUAUUACACUUCGAUUUAAUCGCUAAAGUAUGUGGAGAUAAUUAUACACUACUCUCUAAAGUAUAUAGAAUUUAUCAUCACUUGUGUAUAUGAAAUCCGUUUUGUUGGUCUCCAGCAUCUUUACACAAAAGACUGGUGAGGACCAAGAAGUGUCUAAUAAGGAGGAAAGCAAAAAACAAAAUUCAAGUGGUGAG